GUCGAAAAGAGAUCAUUUCAGCCUGGAGGUCGUCGGCAUCUCGCAUCCACGGCCCGGACGAACUCCGGUUUUGGCGUCCGCCAUGGCGUUCCAUGGGACGCCGGUGGAGGUGCGGAAGCAUCAGAAGUCCACCACCUGGUACAGUGGUGAGCUCAUAGACAUCAAUGGGGAAGACAGCAUCAAGGUUCGUUUCGAGGACGACAUUUGGGAACCUCGCGAGGUACCGCCCUCCUCGGUACGGCGUGUCCCUGAGGGCGCCACUGAUGACUUCGACCCACAGAUCGAUGAGGUGGUGGAGGUCCUUCUACCUGCCACGGAGUCGACCCCCAGUGGUUGGGGACUAGGCACGGUGAAGACCAUCAAGAACUCCUUCUACUUCAUCACCUUUGAUCCAACACAGAAGGGGAAGCAGGACCUCAUUGUCGAGCGGAGCGCCUUGAGGCGGAGCAGCCAAGAGGAGCAGCUGGACGUCUCCACGAUGUUGCGGAAGUUGUUACCUGUGGAGGCAGACCUGCAUUCCUGGAUCAAAUCCCAGGAUUCCUCCGGCUGCUUGAGCCAUGUCCAACACAAAUGCAACUUGUUGGUCGCGAACUGCACCAACGUUGAGAGCGGGAGCCAGAAGGAUCCCGAGGUCUUGCUCAUUGGUGGCCACAAAGAAGUGCGAUUGGCCACCAUGCUGUUGGAGCUAAUCCAUUUCAAGCAUCAGAUCGAGAUGCAGAGGUUCCAUGAGCACCGGGAUCAUCUCAUGGAGCGCUUAGCCGAGGCCAAGCAAUGGCAUUCGGCGCAGAACCAGGAGGUCUUCGAGGUCGACCAAUCCCUGGUGGGUCGAAUCAUCGGCAAGAAGG
Molecule: messenger RNA, 845 nt
Organism: Durusdinium trenchii
Lineage: Eukaryota; Dinophyceae; Suessiales; Symbiodiniaceae
Source: the annotation of a GenBank genome assembly